AUGUGUACUGGUGCUCAAAUUUCAUCAAAAGAUAUUAUAUCAAAAAUCCAGAAGUCCGACACGGUACUUAUUAAUACGGGAAAUAUUCAGCGUCAUUCAGAAUUGUUUCGUCGAAUGUUCAAAAAUUCCGCAGAAGAACUUGUUGCUGCCGUGGAAUUUGAACUUGAAGGACCGAAUGGACCAGAUUUAGCACUUGGAGAAGAUGGUACUGUACAACUUACUCGUGAUUCACAAAAAUGUCAUCUAAAUACAAUUGAAAGAAAUGAUAUGAAGACUACUUUGAAGGUUUUUAUGUCAUCUUUAGAUAUACAGCAAGUGGAAGAAAGCGUUAAUGCAGCUUUACAAGCUAUCAACAUCAAGUCACUUUCUCAGUUGAUUAUUGCUUUUCCACCCGAAGAUAAAUUUGUUAUGACUUCAUGUACGCCUGAUAGUGUGCAACAGUGGCUGCGGAAAAUAUCUCCAUUUUGGAAAUCAUUGGGGAAUUUGGUAAAAAGUCAGAAAGUAAACAGUUUAGGUGUAGCAGAUCUUGACUAUGAGCAGUUGAAGGCACUUUAUGAAUCCACGGAUGAGUAUCGACCUAUGAUCGAUCAUUACAAUACUGAACAUUGUUGUACGGUUCCCCCAGAAUUGCGUGAAUAUGCCAGACAAAAGGAUAUUCAGUUGUUAACUCACAACGAUCCAAAUUUGUGCACUAUUGAUGACAAAUUAGGCAUUGCAAGCAGGAAACUAUUUGGAAGUGAAAAAUUCAGUCUUGAAUUAACUGCUCGACUUACUGUUUGGUUACGAAGUCGUUCGAUUAUUGUUGGAAAGAUUUAUAUGCUUAAAUUUCGCAAAAACAAAUAUUAG
This is a messenger RNA of Thelazia callipaeda (thelaziosis nematode), 846 nucleotides long. The record is from the annotation of a GenBank genome assembly. NCBI's taxonomy places the organism in Eukaryota, Metazoa, Nematoda, Chromadorea, Rhabditida, Thelaziidae.